This is a messenger RNA of Eptesicus fuscus (big brown bat), 1313 nucleotides long. RefSeq names its product tetraspanin 12 (gene TSPAN12). NCBI's taxonomy places the organism in Eukaryota, Metazoa, Chordata, Mammalia, Chiroptera, Vespertilionidae. The coding region runs from base 292 to 1209 and encodes 305 amino acids. The transcript has 9 exons. Gene Ontology annotation, cellular component: membrane. The record is from RefSeq and is a predicted model, not a curated record.
GUGGACUUCCCCAAAGUCCCUGGCUUUGGCUCCUGGACGGUGUCUUGCAGAGGAGGCGGCGACGGCGGCGGCGGGCGGAGAGGAAGCCAGGGAAGCGUCUCCAGCUUGAGCCGAUGCAGCCCUUCGGCUCCGCGCGGGGAGCGUCCUGGCCCCGAUGAGCCCCCUCCGUGCGUCCCCGACAGCCGAGCGGCGGGAGUGUGGAGCGGGGCCAGACGCGGACGGUCGCUGCCGUCUUGCCCUUGGGGAUAGGAUGUGGUGAGAGAAUGGGGCUUCUCCCUCCCGGGGGUCACCAUGGCCAGAGAAGAUUCCGUCAGGUGCCUGCGCUGUCUGCUCUACGCCCUCAAUCUGCUCUUUUGGUUAAUGUCCAUCAGCGUGUUGGCAGUUUCUGCUUGGAUGAGGGACUACCUAAGUAAUGUUCUGACUUUAACUGCAGAAACAAGGGUAGAGGAGGCUGUCAUCGUGACUUACUUCCCCGUGGUCCAUCCGGUCAUGAUUGCCGUUUGCUGUUUCCUUAUCAUUGUGGGGAUGCUAGGAUACUGUGGAACAGUGAAAAGAAACCUGCUGCUUCUUGCAUGGUAUUUUGGAAGUUUACUUGUCAUUUUCUGUGUGGAACUGGCUUGUGGUGUUUGGACAUAUGAGCAGGAAAUUAUGCUUCCAGUACAGUGGUCAGACAUGGUCACUUUGAAAGCCAGAAUGACGAAUUAUGGCUUACCUAGAUACCGCUGGCUUACUCACGCUUGGAAUUUUUUUCAGAGAGAGUUCAAGUGCUGUGGAGUGGUGUAUUUCACCGACUGGCUGGAAAUGACAGAGAUGGACUGGCCCCCAGAUUCCUGCUGCGUUAGGGAAUUCCCAGGAUGUUCCAAACAGGCCCACCAGGAAGAUCUCAGUGACCUGUAUCAAGAGGGUUGUGGGAAGAAAAUGUACUCCUUUUUGAGAGGAACCAAACAACUGCAGGUGCUAAGGUUUCUGGGGAUCUCCAUUGGAGUGACACAAAUCCUGGCCAUGAUUCUCACCAUCACUUUGCUCUGGGCUCUCUAUUAUGAUAGGAGGGAGCCUGGGACAGACCAAAUAAUGUCCCUGAAGAAUGACACGACUCAGCACCUGUCAUGUCACUCAGUGGAACUGUUGAAACCAAGCCUGACGAGGAUCUUUGAACACACCUCCAUGGCAAACAGCUUCGAUACACACUUUGAAAUGGAGGAAUUAUAGAGCAUGUCAAAGAAGGAAACCACCCAGUUAUUUUAUUUUACUUGUGAAUUUUUGAGCACAGAGUUGUUCCAGAAAUGUGUAGAAAUAAAAAUGUCAUAAAUCGA